This is a messenger RNA of Antrostomus carolinensis (chuck-will's-widow), 420 nucleotides long. RefSeq names its product GSK3B interacting protein (gene GSKIP). Gene Ontology annotation, cellular component: cytoplasm. The record is from RefSeq and is a predicted model, not a curated record. Bases 1 to 420 code for a protein of 139 amino acids. Gene Ontology annotation, biological process: regulation of canonical Wnt signaling pathway. Lineage: Eukaryota; Metazoa; Chordata; Aves; Caprimulgiformes; Caprimulgidae. Gene Ontology annotation, molecular function: protein kinase A binding; kinase regulator activity. The transcript is spliced from 2 exons.
AUGGAGACUGAUUGCAAUCCUAUGGAGUUGCCCAAUAAUAUGGGGUUUGAAGAGGAUUCUGAUUAUAGGGACUUUGAAGGAACAGAUGUGAAAGACAUGAGACUAGAAGCCGAAGCUGUUGUGAAUGAUGUUCUCUUCGCUGUCAGCAACAUGUUUGUCUCAAAAACCCUUCCCUGUGCAGAGGAUGUGGCAUAUAUCAAUGUGGAAACUAGGGAAAGGAACAGAUACUGCCUGGAGCUAACUGAAGCAGGACUCAGGGUAGUAGCUUAUGAUUUUGACCAGACUGAUGACAGACUGCAAACUCCAUACCAUGAAACUGUCUACUCCUUAUUGGACUCUCUCAGCCCUGCGUAUCGUGACGUGUUUGGAAAUGCAUUACUACAAAGACUAGAAGCUUUGAAGAAAGAAAGUCAGUCAUGA